Hypoxylon trugodes is the source of this 2510-nucleotide messenger RNA. RefSeq lists its product as uncharacterized. NCBI's taxonomy places the organism in Eukaryota, Fungi, Ascomycota, Sordariomycetes, Xylariales, Hypoxylaceae. The record is from RefSeq and is a predicted model, not a curated record. Gene Ontology annotation, molecular function: protein binding. The transcript has a single exon. Bases 291 to 2240 code for a protein of 649 amino acids.
GCCUCAACAUUAUAAAAUAACAAACAUGUUACCAAUUAUACUAGAUCAUUUUAUUCGAAAUUUAUUAUUUUAUCAUUGACCUAACCUAGAAUUAUGGACAGCUUACGUACGAUCAUAUAUCAAAUUUUACUGUUUAAUAAUUGCCACGGACCUACGUCAUAGUCACCGACUUCCGACUUCUUUAAUUUCGUAUAAGAAAAAGAAAUAUUAUACAUCUUAAAACGCAUCUCAAUCUUCUACAUACCUUCUUAACCUAUGAUACUUCUUACUAAAAGAUACACAUUGAAAUAAUGGAAUCCAUUGGGUCACUCAGAAUUUCAGAUGAUGUCCCAAGUCUCACGUCCUUACCAACCGACAUUCUCUACAUCAUAUUAACCUACCUAGAUACGGCAGGGAGUGUAGCUCAUUUAGGUGCAACAUGUAAGGGCUUACAUCGCCUUAUUUCGGAGAGCGGAUGGCGUAUAUUCAUUACAUCACGUUUUAACACCUUCAAAUUAUCCGAAGUCUCAUCCACAGAUGAGUGGAGGGCACGUGCUCGCUCCUUGACUACGCAGUCGAGAGACUGGGACAGACGCGCUCUUGCCAUCGACGUCCUCAAGCCUCCAUCCAAACAUCGCACUUGGGGUCCCGACCCACUAUCUACCUGGCAGUCGAUUCCCAGCAAUAUCUUAGUCGACGCUUAUCAUCAACACAAAGGCAAUGACGCUCAAGAUAUCAUAUUUUGGGGUGCCGGAGAAGAUGUGUUUGGCUUGCUACGACAUAAUCGGGGACCUAAGCCGCCUACCGACGAAUGGCUUUGCGGUCGGGGUGCUGCAUCCGGGUACCAUUCCGGCAGAGAUGAUGUCACAUCGGUAUCCAUAUUGAAGGGCGAUAAAUGCAAAUACGGCCAAGGAGAUGAACCCCAAGUAUUAGUAGGCAGGGCAAGCGGUCAGCUUCACCUUCUUUCUAUGGGUACUGACGAUUUUGGCAAUACACUACUAAGCUUCAAAGGCUCUAAUAGACCCGACCAACCCAAUAACGAGGCUAUACGCCAGACUGAUAUUCAAUCCCUCGAUGUUAACUAUAAACAAGGGGUGCUCGCGGCAGCAACUAAACAGAGUAUCCUGAUGUACCCUCUUGUUAAGGACAGACAAACCGUUCAUAAUGACCCCGCCAUAAAUAAUUCUGAAGAAGGGAGUUCGCCAUAUGUAUGGGCCGACGAAGCUUUAUCAUUGAAAGACGAUAGAGGAGGGCCUGGAACGUUCGAAUUUAUCCGAACCGUCAAAUUCGUGAACGAAGACACUUUGGCGGUAGGCCUGAAUAAAGGUUAUAACCCGCUUCAGUAUCUGAAAAAUACACCAACGGGCAUUGAAAUAUCUUACGCGGCCAAGUCUAGCAGCCAGACCAAUGGUGUUGAUGAGUAUAAGUUUGAAACAAUCCGAUCAAUCCUGCCGGUGGAUACUCGAUCGGUUGCCAGCGGUGGCGGAAAUUCCGUGCUGAGUUCGUGGGCCGAUGGAACCAUUCGCCUUCAGGACCUUCGCUCGCCUUCACCAACCGAUAGGAUCUUCCAGGACAAUUUCGAUCUCUCAACCCCAAUCAACGCCCUUCUUUCCCAUGGCCUAGAAAGGUUCGUUGCGGGAAGCGCGUAUUCCCCAGUACUCAAAGUUUUCGACUACCGUUGGCCUAAGGGAUACUAUCAUACCGAGGGUCUUCCCUGUGGCAACGAUGCACCUUAUCCAACGCCUCGACCCCCAGUUCCCGUACUCAAGCCAUAUUUCUCGGAUAAUCGCGCUACAUGCGACCAUAUUUCUGGCCGACGUUGCCGCUGGCACGCUCUCUCACGACAAGACUUCUCCAGACCAAACUUCAACAUGUGGCUUCCAACAUCGUACUCUCCGACCAGCGAUACCUCGCCGGUAUAUUCGCUCGCAUCACCAUCAGACGACUCGCCCACCUUGUUUGUGGGACUUUCAGGGAGUCUUGUUGAGAUCACUACGAAAAGUGAGCGCACGCGGCGGCCAAUAGUUACCACGACACAACCUGCCAAGGAUUUGGUAUACUCACGGAAGACAGAGAGCGUCGCAUUUAUAGAGACGGGUUUGGGUUUUGCGUUAGAGGACUAUACGCUUUCGCAGCGGGUGCCCAUAAUGCAUAGGCAGCUUUUCGGGGGCGCGGCGGAGCGCAAUCGUCCCAAGUUCGCGGAGUGGAGAAGGAGACAUCGCCUCGAUGAGUGGCUUCAAGGAUCAUCGUAUGAGGUUUGAUUGAUUGGAUGGACGACGUCGUUCGGAUCGAUGAUAAGGUGAAUGGUGGGCAUGAAUGUGGUUGGGCAAGAGCCAAGAUAGUCGUGAUUAACGGCAUAGCGAUGUAUAGACCAUCUUCUACAAUUUUCAAAUAGACAGACGCCUAAAUUAUAAUACCACGACAUACGUGAAAUUCCCCGUAGUGCUUUCGAUUAGUCGCGUUAUUCACUCAGGUUGACCGCAUCCAAAGAUAAAAAAGAUUAUAUAUAUCCGAGGUAAGAAUGAUAAAAU